GUUCCAUUUUUCUAAUGACUUGGUGACACUUAAAAAUUCACUGUAGUGAGAACACUGCACGUAUUGUUGUGAAACUUUGAAUGCAAGUUUACUAAAGAGUGAGGUUAAGAUUCAGUACUCUCGUUCGAUCCGCGCGGCCGACUAUGUUUCUAUAUGCAAAACUUAACAGACAUCCCUCGUAGCUACCGCGCGCCUAAUAUGCAAGUUUUGACAUGUUCCAACGCAAGUCGACACGGGUUGCCCUGGUUUUAUGUACAUAAAACUUUAUUUACAAUUGUUUUGACAUUGAUCAAGCAAAAUUAGAGGGUAUGCGUAGGCAAAAAAUAACUUUCUUUUUUUUUGGGACACCCCAUGUAUGUAUAGUGAUGAAAUUGAAGUUAAUGCAAAACUGGAAGGUAGAAUAUUUAGCGAGAAGACUAAUUAAUAGCUUCGGUUAAAUUUGCGAUUUGGAGCCCCUAGACCCCCCUUUAUACACAUCCAUGAUAUCUAGAACAUUGUAUACGUAUAUGCAUUGUAAGGUAGAUAAGGAUUGCAUAUCUUCCAAAAGGAGACCAAUUGUUUUAUAAUAGAUGAAUAACAUACAUACAUAAAUUGCUCAGAUAAGUGAGAAAAAUUGGAACAACAAGAAAAUGUGGGAAAAUCACGAAGAUCUGUUUCGUAUCCAAGUAACAGAGCCCAAUGUUUCUGUCAAAGAUGUUAUUAAGAAAAUCGUACGAAGUGGAAACGUUGAAGAUGCAUUUUACGUUUGUGAUGUGAGCGAUAUUGUAAAGAAAUAUAAGGACUGGAAAAGAGCAAUGCCAAGGAUUGAAACGUAUUACGCUGUAAAAUGCAAUGCUCACAGGCUCGUCCUGGAAACCCUGGUGGCUAUGGGAUCAGGUUUCGACUGCGCCUCCAAAGAAGAGAUCAAGAAAAUUCUUUCUCUGGGUGUUCCACCAAACAAAAUCAUUUACGCACAUCCUACGAAGAAGUUGAGUCAUUUGAAGUAUGCCGCAGAAGUUGGAAUCGAGAUGAUGACAUUUGACAAUGAGAUGGAGUUGCACAAGGUCAAACACAUGUUUCCAACAGCUAAGUUAGUUCUACGGAUAAAGUAUGACGACCCGAGGUCAAACUUUCCAUUAGGAGGAAAAUUUGGAGCUAAUCCAGACACGGCAGCGAAAGAUCUUUUGGAAAAGGCGAAAUCACUCGGUUUGGAAGUGAUUGGAGUAUCCUUUCACAUUGGAUCGGGAAAUACGCACCUUGAUGUAUACCAAAAGGCUAUUAUAGCCUCAAGAAAAGUUUUUGAUAUGGGCGCUGAACUUGGCUAUCAGUUCAAGUUGUUGGAUAUCGGUGGAGGGUUUUCUGGUAAUACGGGAUCUUCGAUUAACGAGGUUGGGAUAGCUGUCAAUAAAUUCAUAGAUCAAUACUUCCCGGAUCCGUCUAUAAAGAUAAUAGCAGAGCCAGGCCAGUAUUUUGUGAUAUCGGCGUUCACUCUAGUGACGCAAAUCCAUUCGAAAAGAUGUCUGCCUAGUCAAAAUGGUAGCGAACUGAUCAGAAUGUACUAUGUGGACAUCAGUGUAUUCAACUCUAUUAUCAUAGGUCUCUACGACCUGUACGUUAAGAUAGCUCCCGUCGAAGAAGCUAAAGGAGCACCAGUUUAUCCAAGUACAGUUUGGGGCGCCACCUGUGAUGGUUCCGAUCGGGUCUCCCCCGAGACGGUACUUCUUCCCGAGCUAGCGAUUGGAGAUUGGGUGGCUUUCGAAGAAAUCGGAGCCUACUCUCUAUCGAUAGCAUCAGAUUUCAAUGGAUUCGAACUACCACAUGUACAUGGGAUUGUUAACAGAAGAGAUUGGAAAUUUCUCACAGAGGCAGCAAAACGGCCAAUGUCCAAACAAAAGUUUGCUACAGGAGAUUAUCCAGAAAAUUAUCUCACCGGUCUGAUGAAGCCAAGCAAAUUUGAUACAAACUAUUUUUGAAAAUAAAUAAUUGAUUCUAUAUAA
Acanthoscelides obtectus is the source of this 1976-nucleotide messenger RNA. Lineage: Eukaryota; Metazoa; Arthropoda; Insecta; Coleoptera; Chrysomelidae. The record is from the annotation of a GenBank genome assembly.